Molecule: messenger RNA, 781 nt
Organism: Olea europaea var. sylvestris
Lineage: Eukaryota; Viridiplantae; Streptophyta; Magnoliopsida; Lamiales; Oleaceae
Product: major allergen Pru ar 1-like
Exons: 2
Coding region: 99-584 (161 amino acids)
Biological process (GO): abscisic acid-activated signaling pathway; defense response
Cellular component (GO): nucleus; cytoplasm
Molecular function (GO): protein phosphatase inhibitor activity; abscisic acid binding; signaling receptor activity
Source: RefSeq, a predicted model, not a curated record
CAUUGUUUCUCAUAAUUUUGCACACACAAACUUGUUCACUAAACAAGAACCCUUAUUUGUAUUUCCUCUGCAUUUAAUCUUUUUUCAAGAAAUUAAUCAUGGGUGUGAUCACAUAUGACCAUGAAAUCACCUCUUCAAUCCCACCAACCAAGAUGUUCAAGGCUUUCAUUCUUGAUUCCGAUAACCUCAUCCCCAAGGUUUUGCCACAGGCCAUCAAGAACGUUGAAAUCCUCGAAGGCGAUGGUGGAGUUGGAACCGUCAAGUUGAUCACUUUCGGCGAAGGCAGCCAAUACAAGAGCGUGAAGCACCGAGUGGACGGGAUCGACGAAGCCAACUGCACAUACAGCUACAGCAUCAUUGAAGGAGAUGUUCUUGAAGCUGGCGAUCUUGAGAAGAUCUCUUACGAUGUCAAAAUCGAACACGCAGCCGAUGGAGGAUCCAUUUGCAAAACCAAAAGCAUGUACCACACCAAAGGAAUUAAGGAAAUCACAGAAGAGAAGAUCAAGGAAGGAAAAGAGAAGGCACGCGCCAUGUUCAAGGCUAUUGAGGCUUACCUCCAUGCAAAUCCCCACGCUUACAAUUGAGUCUUUUCGUGGUAUGUUUGGUAUGCUUGAUUGGAUAGUACCGGCUAAUACUGCAUACCAAGAGAUAUUGUGGAUGUCCAUACCCGAUUCUGAAGUCUGAUCAGUUUGUUGCUUCUAUUGGUGUGUGUGUGAGUCUGUGUGUGUUUGAAUUUAAUAAUUUUUUAAGAUUGUACAAGAAAAAAUAAGCUAUAAUAUAA